Trichoderma virens Gv29-8 is the source of this 996-nucleotide messenger RNA. RefSeq lists its product as uncharacterized. The transcript is spliced from 2 exons. The record is from RefSeq and is a predicted model, not a curated record. Lineage: Eukaryota; Fungi; Ascomycota; Sordariomycetes; Hypocreales; Hypocreaceae. The coding region runs from base 1 to 996 and encodes 331 amino acids.
AUGCCACCCCUCCCGCGCACUCUCGCCACCGUCUCCUGUCUUUUUGCGCAAUCGACAUCACGGAGUUGCGUGACCGGCGAAUCUGCUGUCAAGGCGUACGGGCGAUACCGGCUCGGUGCGGCUCCGGGUUCGACUUCGACUUGGACUGGGCGAUUGCGGCGCUGUUGUGAUGGCGGCAGGAGAGGGUUCCAUGCGUCGAGGGAGCUUGCGAGGAGCAGCUUCGAGGGGAAGAACCACUAUGAACGGCUGAAGGUAUCACCGGAUGCGUCUCCGGCCGAGAUUAAAAAAUCCUUCUACGCACUCUCCAAAGCCCACCACCCUGACGCAAACCGCUCCGAUCCCCACGCUGCCCACAACUUUUCUCUCAUCUCCGAGUCUUACACCGUUCUGUCCGAUGCCUCUCGCCGCGCCACCUACGACCGCGACGUAUUGCGCCUCCACGAGCACCACCACCAUGCUCACCACCACCACGGCUCAUAUCACAGCACCAAUCCCGCCGGCGGCCGCCCUCCCUCCGGUCUGAGUCGCCGCAGAGGAACCUUCCGCGGCCCCCCACCAAGCUUCUACCGCAGUGGCGGCUGGGGCGCCCACGCCGACAAACGCCACCAGGCACACGAGGAGUCGACGGGCGGCGCAGCUUCGGGCUCAGCAGCUUCUGGGACGGACCGCGCCAAUCCCUGGAACACCAGCGCCUUUCACCACACGCAUCAUUACGGCGGCAUGGGCCCCGGGUCUGACCCUCUGCAUUUCCGGGACCAGCACGUGCCGCAUUUCGACAAGGAGGGCCAUACGCGGACGCAUGAGCGGCAGGACCACCGGCGAUGGCAGCGCCAGAAGCGGGCCGUGGGGGACGACGGCAUUGAGUUUGAGCCGCAGACGAGCUUGGCUGGGCACUUUAUAAUCGUGGCGGCGAUCCUGGCGGCAACGUUUCUUGCGCCGGCGAUAUAUCUGCAGUUUAUGCGGCUGGGGAGGCAGAAGAAGGAGAAGGAAGCGUGA